Molecule: messenger RNA, 1269 nt
Organism: Ostreococcus tauri
Lineage: Eukaryota; Viridiplantae; Chlorophyta; Mamiellophyceae; Mamiellales; Bathycoccaceae
Product: EF-hand domain pair
Exons: 2
Coding region: 1-1269 (422 amino acids)
Source: RefSeq, a predicted model, not a curated record
AUGGCGACGGCGACGGCGACGGCGACGGAGGAUGGGUUGGUGAAUUUUGAUGCGUUGGCGACGAUGGAGAGCGUGCGCGAGCGACGGGGGAGAGAUCUGCGGAUCGAAAAGCUGCGAGAGGAGGACGAGAACAGCGAGCGGAGCGAGCGGAGCGCGGAGGAAGGGAGCGGGCCGGGGACGCCGACGGAAGCGGCGCCGAUGCGGAGCGUUCUGACGAGGAAACCGUCCGUGGCGGCGUUGAAAUUAUUCAGUUCGAUGGAUGUGAACGAGAGCGAGGCCGAGAGCGAGAAGAUGGACGCGGAGGAGGGAGACGAGGACGUGUGCUCGUUGAGCGAGUUCGCCAUGGUGCUCAACGUCGCGGCUUGGGAUGACAAACUAGCCGGUCAACUGAACGUGGACGUGAUCGUGAAGCAGUUGGAGUUGCUACGCGGGACGGUCGGGACGAACUCGUCACUGAGCGGCGUCUUGGGAUUCGACGUGCAUAGGGAUUUGUCGGUUCGGGCGGAUACGGCCGGAUUCGUGAGUAUUGGUUCGAUCGCAAACGUGCUGUAUCGAGGUAUGGCACGUGCGCGAUCAAUGGCGGAUAUGAGCGACGACCUGGACGCGUUUGAGAACCUGUUGUACAAACGAGCGGUGAAGAGCAUCUCAACGGUGCUCAGCAGUGGUAACGACGACGGUAUCGUUACUUACGUCGAUCUCAAGGCCAAGUUGAAGUACUUUGGCGUGAAGUCUAGCAUGACGGACAUCAUCUCCAUGAUGAGUCAGGCCGAUAUCGAGGGCUCAGGGGUGGUCAAGGUGAGCGACCUCAGUAGGCUCUUGGCCAGGGAACUUGGGCAGUUGCGACAACUGCUCAAUUCGAAGACAGAGGGCAGCACGAACUCGAAGACGAGAAUUUCUUUAGAAUUCGCGCGCGAUGGGAAUUCGCGCACCGUCAGAGAUUGUCUUCUCAACGGUCAGGCGGCGUACGGCAUCCUCCAGAGGUUCCCCACGGCACGUCCCAGUCGAAAGAAGCCGGGCCGUCUCAAAUGGUCGGAAGACGAAGAUAUCGCCGCCGUGUGCCUGUUCGAUAGGUCGGGCACAAUGAUGAUUCAGGAACAGGGCGAACUCGUGACUCUCCCUACAAAACUAGAUUAUUUCACCGACGUUCACAGGAGCAAGGACACGCGAACCAUCGUCGAGCUUCCACCAAAGGAACCCUCGGAGGAGGAGGAUCCUCCACAGGGAUUUGCGCGGAUAUUCGCCUGCUGUUUCGCACCCAAGGUUGCCUAA